Molecule: messenger RNA, 1869 nt
Organism: Fusarium vanettenii 77-13-4
Lineage: Eukaryota; Fungi; Ascomycota; Sordariomycetes; Hypocreales; Nectriaceae
Exons: 3
Coding region: 1-1869 (622 amino acids)
Source: RefSeq, a predicted model, not a curated record
AUGCCGCCUCCAAGGCCACCAUCUCAGCGCAGCAAUACAAGGCUGGGAUUCUCUCCCGGUACUUCCUCCGUCAAUGCCAGGUCUUCUUACUCGCCGACAUCGAUUCAGCUGAGCCCCGACCGGACAUCCGCCCCUGUGUAUCCGACUCCCACUCCGUCUUCAGACGAGAGAAAGACACGAAUUAAUGCCAAAAGACAAGAAAAGUCCUACAACAGCCGGGAAGACAACAUAGCCUGGCUCGAUCACGUUUGGGGAGGAGCAGAUUGGCUGCCACCAGAUGUCCGAAAGGCUUUGAUCGAAUUCGGUUUCCCUCAGCCCGCCGUCGAUGUUGUCAAACACAUGCGAAGCAUUACUGAGUUGAUGCAAACCCAAGGGAUGGCUCUUGAUUCCCUCUGGGCCGACGGAGGGCCAUUGAGAGAAGGGGUCAAUGCUGAUGUUGCUAGAAAGCAGCAUAAACGCCGACAAGAUGGACCAGCUCCUCCCCAUUUGAGUGCUGCAAUCGCCAAAAAUGUGCUGGAAUCCCUUCAGCAGCAAGAUACGUCUUCUCCCGCUGCGACCCAGGACAUGCCAGAUCCCCAAGAACCAGAAGAAGAGGAAGUUACAACAGAUUCAUUUGCCGAUGCCGAAGAUUAUGUGUCUGAGCCAGACGAUAACGUAGUUUUGCUUGUUGAGACGGCGGGGGCAUCUGAGAUUCAAGACCUUACCAGCCCAGCAGCUAAGAAACGGCCACCCACGCCCGCUAACGAGCCUGUCUUCACAGGAGCCUUGAAGAGAUUCCGUACCCUGUCGUCGUAUACCGCCGACCGAUUGCUCGACUGUCUUACCCCAGGCAAUCAGAUGGGCGAUGAUGCCCUCCAAGUCCUCUGCGAAGUGGCCAUGGCCCACCACAGACAGAAACACCGCCCCUCGAGACUCUUCCAUCCUUUUUGGUUCCAGAGCCAGGAGGCCUUCCAGCCACGAAGCUUUCCAAGACUUGACGACGGCUGUACUGCUGGGUUUCCUAUACACUGCCCUAAACCUUGGGAAUCACUGGAACACUGGGCAUUCGGUGUGAUGACGCCAAAAGGGGAAAACUUACAACUACGUAUUCACGAUUCAGCGCCAACGCCUGAGAGAUACGAACGAAUCAAGAAACGGUUCGAGGCUUGGAUGGAUGUCUCUAGCUACUCAGGAGAUGUCGAAUUCAUCAAAGAGAGCUGUCCUCGUCAAAACGAUGCUUGGAGUUGCGGUCUGCAUGCCGUAGCCUGCUUUCGCCGUGUUCUUCAGGGCAUCCCAUGUAGUGAGAACCCCACACUCGAUAUUCCCGUCGAGCAAGCACAUCAUCUGUCACUACUCCGCACCAUCGACACACGCCUGCUCCCUACCGAUGUUGGCAAUACUAUCGAGACUUUCCGAAGUGUCCAACGAGAAGCUGAUUUGCGACGUCUUAGCGCCGACGAAAUUCUCAGACUCCGUGAUGAGUCGAUCAGUCGUCUACAGAAGGCUGAGAUGGAAAGGGUGAUCGGGGAUCAAGCCUUAGACAAGUCUCUUGAAGCCUUUUUAGCCCACGUGCGACAGCAAAAGGCCGAAAAUGAAAGAAAGGUGCAAGAAGAAAGGGCCAGGUUCGACACUCUAAACCGCAUCUACAAGGUGAGGGAAGACUAUGAACGAAAGGUCAAGGCCGAGGCCGAGAAGAAUCGGAUUCAGGAAGAAGUACGCAAGGCAGAAGAGAUGCUUAAGGUGGCGAGGAGCAAACUGGACGACGCGUCGGUUAAACAUAACGCCAGCGUCACUAAAUUCCAAGAAUCGUUUGCGAGUGCGGAAGCGGAGGAUUGGGAGGUCAACCUGGAGGGCGUUUCAAAGAUGUGGGAGCACUCGAAGGAUCGUUAG